UCAUUCCUUUGCUGGAGGCAGAGAGCGGAGGGUCCGAAGGGAGUCGACCAAAUCAGGUCCCAGGGGGAAUCUUCCCUCCCUCUGAGCCCUUUUUCUUCUCCUCCCUACUUCCAAGAUAUCUCGAGAUUAGGUUCCCAGCUUCCAAAGAGAGGAUCAGAAUGUCUCAGGAAAAUGACACUUGGAGGAGAGAGUCCUGGCGCGGAGCCGCCACAAUCCAGCGGCCGGGCUGUGCUUGUUUGAGCCUUAGGAUGCAGUUUGGGAUCUGGACAGUUCCGAUUCAGAAGUGGAGGAAGUCUCCGUGGAGAAUGGUUCUGUCUCUCCCCCACCUUUUAAACCGACUCAAAGAAUCCCACGAAGGUGUUGGCAACCCCGCCAACGUCCUGGAAGAAGACUUGGAAAAGGAGAGAGAGGAAUCGGAAUCUACAGGGACGAAUUCCUCAGCAGCAAUCGACGAAGAGUUGUCCAAGGCCCUUAAAGGCGAGGGCGACUCGGGCGGCGACCAUAUGAAUCGCGAAGACUCCGUUGCAAUCAGCUCCCCCUGCCCUCGGCUGGGCGAGGAUAAGAAGGCCUACGUGCUGCGGCCGGCGCUCCGGGGCAUCAGGAUGCAGUGUUACAUUAAGCGCGACAACCGCGGUGUGGACAAGUACUUGUUCCCCCUCUACUACCUCUACCUGGAGAACCCCGACGGGCUGAAGGUGCAGUCAGCUGGCCCAGCAGCCUUGGGACGCUUCCUCCUGGCUGGGCGAAAGAGAAGAAGGAGCAAAACUUCUAAUUACCUCAUUUCCCUGGAUCCCACAGACCUAUCUCGGGAUGGGGACAACUUUGUGGGCAAAGUCAGAUCCAAUGCCUUGGGCACCAAGUUCAGCAUCUUUGACAACGGGGUGAAUCCUGACCGGGAGCAUUUAAUCAGGGAUACUGCCCGGAUCAGACGGGAGCUGGGGGCUGUGUGUUAUGAGACCAAUGCCUUGGGAUUCCUGGGACCUCGGGAAAUGACUGUGGUUCUCCCAGAAACCGACAGCGAGAACCAGAUCAUCACUGUCCAGCCACUAACAGAACAGGAGUUGCUACUGAGUCGCAUCCAACGUGGAGACAACCAAGGGUUGCUUGUGCUGCACAACAAAACCCCAUUGUGGAACCACGAGAAAGGUGUCUUCAUGCUCAAUUUCCAUGAUCGAGUUACUAUGACUUCUGUCAAGAACUUCCAGAUCAUGCAUCCCAAAGACCCGGAACGUCUGGUGCUCCAGUUCGGCCGCGUGGCCCCAGACAAAUUCACCAUGGACUUCUGCUUCCCACUUAGCCCGCUCCAGGCCUUCGCCAUAUGUUUGUCCAGUUUCAGUGUGAAGCUGGCCAUUGAGUAGCAAAAUAAAAUACC
Molecule: messenger RNA, 1372 nt
Organism: Callithrix jacchus (white-tufted-ear marmoset)
Lineage: Eukaryota; Metazoa; Chordata; Mammalia; Primates; Cebidae
Gene: TULP2
Product: TUB like protein 2
Biological process (GO): protein localization to cilium
Cellular component (GO): cilium
Source: RefSeq, a predicted model, not a curated record